Messenger RNA from Phragmites australis (common reed), 1049 nucleotides. RefSeq names its product GRF1-interacting factor 2-like. The transcript is spliced from 4 exons. NCBI's taxonomy places the organism in Eukaryota, Viridiplantae, Streptophyta, Magnoliopsida, Poales, Poaceae. The record is from RefSeq and is a predicted model, not a curated record. Gene Ontology annotation, molecular function: transcription coactivator activity. Gene Ontology annotation, biological process: cell population proliferation; leaf development; positive regulation of transcription by RNA polymerase II. Gene Ontology annotation, cellular component: nucleus. Bases 127 to 753 code for a protein of 208 amino acids.
UUUCUUUCUGAACCUCCAACUCCCGGUAGUACCAUAAGCCGCCCCCUCUUCCACCAGCUCCAGAAACAUCGAAUAGCAAGCGAAGGAAGGAGGAUACAUCCACCCACCAACCGAUUCCGGCAGCCCAUGGCGAUGCAGCAGCAGAUGCCCAUGCCGCCGGGCGGCACCGCGGCGGCGGCGCCCCCGGCGGCCGGCAUCACCACCGAGCAGAUCCAAAAGUAUUUGGAUGAAAAUAAGCAACUUAUUUUGGCCAUCCUGGAAAAUCAGAACUUAGGAAAGUUGGCUGAAUGUGCUCAGUAUCAAGCUCAGCUUCAAAAUAAUCUCUUGUAUCUAGCUGCGAUCGCAGAUGCCCAACCCCAACCACCUCAGAACCCUGCAAGUCGCCCUCAGAUGAUGCAGCCUGGUAUAGUGCCAGGUGCAGGGCAUUACAUGUCACAGGUACCGAUGUUCCCUCCAAGAACCCCAUUAACCCCGCAGCAGAUGCAAGAGCAGCAGCAACAGCAGCUUCAUCAGCAGCAAGCCAAAGCUCUUCCUUUCCCUGGGCAGAUGGUCAUGAGACCAGCUAACGUCAACGGCAUGCAGCCUAUGCAGGCAGCAGCCCUACAGCAGUCGACGCCGGUCCCAACUGACGGUCGAGGAGGCAAGCAGGAUGCAGCAGCUGGGGUGAGCUCAGAGCCUUCUGGCACUGAGAGCCAUAAAGGCGCAACUGGAGCGGAUAAAGAGGCAGGUGGCGAUGUAGCGGAGAAAUCCUAAGUCAGGUAGCCUGUUAGGGUGAAUAAUGCCUUGUAUACUAGCAACGAAAAGAAAGGAAAGCCACUCUGCUCGGGAAUGACAACUAGCAGUCGUUACCAGUUUAGUGUGGUUUAGAGGACCUGUCCUAUGGAUCUGCAGAACAAAGUUUAGAUUGAUGACGAUAUAAUCUGCCCGAGGUUAUUAUCCUGUUCCACAUUAUUGUAGCCAUUAUGGAAUAACUCACCAGCCUAUUGUCCUAGUGGAUUUUACUAAUGUUUGUCGGCUAAUACGAUGUGUUCAGUUAAUAUUUGCUUCAA